Molecule: messenger RNA, 1314 nt
Organism: Kluyveromyces lactis
Lineage: Eukaryota; Fungi; Ascomycota; Saccharomycetes; Saccharomycetales; Saccharomycetaceae
Gene: CAR2
Product: ornithine-oxo-acid transaminase
Exons: 1
Coding region: 1-1314 (437 amino acids)
Cellular component (GO): cytoplasm
Molecular function (GO): pyridoxal phosphate binding; L-ornithine transaminase activity; identical protein binding
Source: RefSeq, a predicted model, not a curated record
AUGGUUGUCACUGCUGAAUUGAACUUAUCGUCUGCCAAGACUAUCGAAUACGAACAAGAAUACUCUGCUCAUAACUACCAUCCUUUGCCUGUUGUUUUCAGCAGAGCUAGUGGUGCCCAUGUUUGGGAUCCUGAAGGAAAGGAAUAUUUGGAUUUCUUGUCUGCUUACUCUGCCGUCAACCAAGGCCAUUGCCAUCCUCAUAUUAUCCAAGCCCUUGUCGAUCAAGCUUCCAAAUUGACUCUAUCUUCAAGAGCUUUCUCUAACGAUUGUUUUGCUUCCUUUUCUAAAUUUGUCACCGAAUUCUUCGGUUACGAAUCCGUGUUGCCAAUGAACACGGGUGCUGAAGCCGUUGAGAGUGCCUUGAAAUUGGCGAGAAGAUGGGGUUACAUGGUUAAGAAGAUCCAGCCAAAUGAAGCUAUCAUCUUGGGUGCUAGAGGGAACUUCCAUGGUCGUACCUUUGGUGCCAUCUCUUUGUCUACUGAUGAAGAGGACUCAAGAAUGAAUUUUGGUCCAUUCUUGGAAAAUGUCACCGCUAAGAUUCCAGGUGGAUCCGAUGACGAAUUCAUCAGAUACGGUGAAAUUGACGACUAUAAGCGUGCUUUCGAAUCGCACGGUGAUAAAAUCUGUGCGGUUAUCGUGGAACCAAUCCAAGGUGAAGCCGGUAUUGUGGUUCCAAGAGCCGAUUUCUUGACUGAUUUGCAAGAAUUGUGUAAGAAACACCAAGUAUUGUUGAUCUGUGACGAAAUCCAAACAGGUAUCGCUAGAACCGGUAAGUUACUAUGUUACGAACACUCUCCAAACUGUAAACCAGACAUCAUUCUAUUGGGUAAAGCCAUCUCCGGUGGUGUUCUACCAGUCUCAUGUGUCCUUUCCUCCAGGGAAAUCAUGGAUUGUUUCACCCCAGGUUCUCAUGGUUCCACUUACGGUGGUAAUCCAUUGGCUUCUAGAGUCGCUAUCGCCGCAUUGGAAGUUGUUCAAAACGAAAACUUAGUCGAAAGAUCUGCUAGACUAGGUAAAUUCCUACAAGAUGAAUUGGUCAAGCUACAACAUGAAUCUAACGGUGUCAUCAGUGAAGUUAGAGGUAAGGGUUUGUUGACAGCUAUCGUAAUCAACCCAGAAAAGGCCAACGGCAGAACCGCUUGGGACUUGUGUCUAUUAAUGAAAGACCAAGGUGUGUUGGCCAAGCCAACCCAUGAACACAUCAUCAGAUUGGCGCCACCUUUGGUGAUCUCCGAAGAAGAUCUCUUGAAGGGUGUAGACUCCAUCAGAGUCUCUCUAUCAAAGUUGCCAAACGUUCCAAAGUCUCACCAUUAA